GUCGCUCUCCCUUUGGUCCUCGCGGCCACCGCUCAAGGCCAUAUCGCACGCGACACAGCCUGCAAGGAUGUCCACAUCUUUCUCGCCAAGGGAAACAACGAGCCUUAUCCGGGUCGUCAGGGAAAGCUCGCCGGCGCAAUCUGCUCCGGUCUAGACAGCUGCGACUACGAGGACAUUCAGUUCUACAACCCCCUCGAGGCGCCGUAUUGCGGCUCGGUCUUUGAGGGUGCCAAGAAUGGUAUCCAGCAGAUCACGGCGUACAACAAGAGGUGUCCCGAUUCGAAGCUCGUGGUGAGCGGUUACUCGCAAGGUGGUCAUGUUGUUGGUGAUAUUCUUGGUGGUGGUGGAGGCGUCUUUUUUCAGGACUGUGUGCAGGAGCCUAACAAGGGCUUGGAUCCCAAGACUCGUCCAGCCAACAAGAUCGUCGCCGCCAUGAUCUUUGGAGACACGCGACACACAGCCAACCAGCCCUACAAUGUCCUCAGCGGCGCCGGCAAGGAUGGUCUCUUCCCUCGUCCUGGUGACCAGCUUGCCAACCUGGCCAAGUAUGGUGAUGUGCUGCACAACUACUGCGUUGAUACGGAUCCUAUCUGUGCCCAGGGCGACGUGGUAGAGACGCAUUUGAACUACUUUGACGUGUUUACCGAUGACGUUGCGGGAUGGGUCAAGGAGAGGGUCAAU
Messenger RNA from Fusarium vanettenii 77-13-4, 681 nucleotides. RefSeq lists its product as uncharacterized. The record is from RefSeq and is a predicted model, not a curated record. The transcript has 2 exons. Lineage: Eukaryota; Fungi; Ascomycota; Sordariomycetes; Hypocreales; Nectriaceae. Gene Ontology annotation, molecular function: hydrolase activity. The annotation marks the transcript as partial.